AUGUUGAUGACGGGAGUCAUGGGCGACCAGGUCCUGACGACGACUGGCUUCAUUGACUGCGGAAGCAUGCCUUCCAUUACGAUUAAUCAACUGAGCAUGACCUACGACAACGACGCCCAACUCAUCACGUUCGACAUCGAGGGCACCAGCACCAACAGCGAGAAUGUUACCGCCACCCUCGAUGUUACCGCCUACGGCAUCAGCGCCUUCACAAACACGUUCAACCCUUGCGACCCCGAGACGCUGGUUGAGCAGCUGUGUCCUUUACCCAAGGGCAACUUCGUUGCCAAGGGUAGCCAAAAGGUGCCGCCCCAGUAUGCGUCCAUGAUUCCAUCCAUUGCUUUCAGCGUUCCGGAUAUCGCUGCAAACGCUGUGAUGAAGCUCAACACAGUCAACGACAACAGCAUGGUGGCCUGUAUCCAGGCUCAGAUUACCAACGGGAAGACGACGUACGUGCCUGCGGUGUCAUAUGUGGCGGCGGGCAUUGCUGGCGUGUCCCUCGUUGCCAGCGGUGUUUCAGCAGUGGGUUCUGCUCUAUCUGGAGGUGCUGCGGGCUCCGGCGUGGGAGUGGCGACGGUUGGUCCCAGCUUCACCGACGUUGCUGGCUGGUUCCAGGGCAUGGCCAUGAGCGGCAUGCUCUCCGUCAACUAUCCCCCCAUCUAUCAAAACUUUGCAAAGAACUUUGCCUUCUCCGUCGGCCUCAUCCCAUGGAACGGCCUGCUGACCUCGAUUGACGACUUCCGAGCCAAGACGGGCGGCAAUCUUACCGAAGACAGCGUAGCCUACUUGAGGAACAUGACCCUUGCUCUCCAGCAGAUGCAGGCCUCGUCCAACGUGACCGAGGUCAGUGUUUCCAGGCUCCUUCGCCGAGACGAUGUAAGCUUGACGGAGACCGAGGAAGACAAGCUGAGCCACACGAUCUCCGGCAUCAAGAACUUUGCCGAGUCGUUGAGUGUUCCCAAGUCGGACAUGUUUAUGACGGCAUUCCUCAUUGUGGCCAUUGUCAUCGCCUCGGUCGUCAUGGUUCUCUUGCUGGUCAAGGUCAUUCUCGAGUUUUGGUCUCUGUAUGGCAAGUUCCCAGAGUCCCUUUCCGGUUUCCGCAAGCAUUACUGGCGAUCCAUUGCUCGAACGCUCACCACUCUCAUCCUGCUCCUCUACGGCAUCUGGGUGUUGUACUGUGUGUUUCAGUUCACGCUUGGAGACUCUUGGGCAGCCAAGCUGCUGGCCGGUCUUUCGCUGGGUAUCUUCACCGGCGUUCUCAUGUUCUUUGGUUUCAAGAUCUGGAGCACGGCACGCAGGCUUAAAGCUCAGAACGGCGACGCCGCCAAGCUCUACGAGGACAAGCAGAAUUGGCUCAAGUACUCCAUGUUCUACGAGGCCUACCAGAAGUCGUACUGGUGGCUGUUCAUGCCCGUCAUCCUCUACACCUUUAUCAAAGGCUGCCUUGUCGCCGCGGGCGACGGCCAUGGCAUGGUCCAGACCGUCAUCAGCUUGAUUCUUGAGCUGGCCAUGCUGGGCCUCCUUGUUGCCACCCGCCCGUUUGAGCGCCGCUCCAGCAACAUUAUCAACAUCUUCAUUGCCAUUGUCCGAGUGCUGUCUGUGGUUUGCGUCUUUGUCUUUGUUGAGGAGUUCAACGUUCAACAGACUACACAGACUGUCAUGGGUGUCGUCAUGAUUGCCAUCCAGUCCACGCUGACUGUUGCGCUUGCACUGCUCGUCGCAUGGAACGCGAUCAACGCCAGCAUUAAGAUGAACCCCCACCGCAAGCGCAGAAAGGAGAUGGAGAAACUCCGCGGAGACAUGGACGAUCUGACCCCCCUCGAUGCUCGCAACUCGCUCCUCAUCAAGAGGGGGGAUCUUGAGGCCUCAUAUGUCGCCGAUCACGAGGAGAACCUGCCUCCCUACUCCAAGGGCGGAGAUCGGUACUACGCGCCAAGCAUCCCGGAGUCGACAGACCGCCAGGACGAAAAAGCCGGCUUUGCGCCGCACCCCAUGUACCGCGACCUGACGGCCAACCGCCAGCACGGAGACUACAACAGCUCUGCUGGCGGAGACGGGGUGAAUCCGCACGAGUUUGUGAGCGACAAGAAGUACUCGGAAUACCGAUAG
This is a messenger RNA of Trichoderma citrinoviride, 2109 nucleotides long. Its product is annotated as TRP-domain-containing protein. Gene Ontology annotation, biological process: transmembrane transport; fungal-type cell wall biogenesis. NCBI's taxonomy places the organism in Eukaryota, Fungi, Ascomycota, Sordariomycetes, Hypocreales, Hypocreaceae. The record is from RefSeq and is a predicted model, not a curated record. The transcript is spliced from 2 exons. The coding region runs from base 1 to 2109 and encodes 702 amino acids.